Molecule: messenger RNA, 2690 nt
Organism: Solea senegalensis (Senegalese sole)
Lineage: Eukaryota; Metazoa; Chordata; Actinopteri; Pleuronectiformes; Soleidae
Product: divergent protein kinase domain 1A-like
Exons: 5
Coding region: 452-1756 (434 amino acids)
Source: RefSeq, a predicted model, not a curated record
UUCCAGGUUCCAGGUCCGACGAUUACUCGAUGAAUCCACAGAUUGUUCGUUGCAGCUCUAUUGAAAACAAAACAACUGGCACAUUUUUAAAUAUGGAUUCAAUCAAAGCUGCAGCUUUCAGAUGAUGAAUCUUUAACGAUUGAAAAGGAGGAUAAAAGCGGCUCCAUGAUUGGCUCUCCUCCUCCUGCUCCUCCUGCUCCUCCUGCUGUCAUUGGUUCAUCGUCGUGUCCAGUGUGAGUCUGACUUCAGCUGCAGGUGCAGCUCAGUCACAGAAACAGAAGCAUCACUGAUGUUUCACUGCUGCAAACCGCUGUGAAACCAAACCACAGAGGCGUCGACUGGAGAAGAAGAGGAGGACGAGGAAGAAGAAGAAGGAGAAGAAGAAGAAGAAGAAGAAGAAGAAGAGCAGCGGAAUUCUUCUGCGGCUUUUGUGAGAUGAUUUGCAUUUACCAUGGCCAGAAGUCUGUUUCCAUGGAGCUUCUUCUCCCGAAAGCCUCCUUACAUACAGUGUGUUUUCCAGCAGACGAGGUUCUCCUACUUACACAUGAAGUACCUGUUCUUCUCCUGGCUGACGGUGUUUGUGGGCAGCUGGAUUGUGUAUGUGAAGUACUCGUCCUACACAGAGCUGUGCCGCGGCCACGACUGCAGAGACUCUAUAUGUGACAAAUACAAAAAAGGAGUGAUCGAUGGCUCGGCCUGCAGCAGCCUUUGUGACAAAGACACUCUCUAUCUGGGCAAGUGCUUCACCGCCAAAGCCAGCAGCCAGGUUUACUCCGGGAGCUGGGGAGACCUGGAGGGCGUCAUUAAAUGCCAGAUGGAGGAGGCUCCUCGUUAUGAUUUGGGGAACGAGAUGGAGCCCAGGAAGGAAGCUGUCGCAUUCAACAAGCCUAACAAGGGCACAUCAGUGGAGAGGUUCAGGGAGAUGAUCCUCAGCCACCUGAAGGUUAAAGUGGGGGAUCAGGCCAACCUCGCAAACCUGGCAACCCAGGUGCUGUCCGUGGGAGACGCCAAUAAGGACGGUCACGUCUCGCUGCCCGAGGCCCGGUCCACAUGGGCUCUGCUGCAGCUCAACGAGAUCCUGUUAGCGUUAGUCCUGCGAGACAGAGAACACAUGCCCAAGUUACUGGGCUUCUGUGGAGACCUGUAUAUGAUGGAGAAGGUGCCGUAUGCUCCACUCUAUGGGAUCAGUCUCCCCUGGAUCAUGGAGGUGUGGAUCCCUGCAGGUCUUCGCCGCAGGAUGGACCAAUGGUUCACACCCUCGUGGCCGCACAAGGCCAAGAUCUCCAUUGGACUCCUGGAGCUGGUGGAGGACCUUUUCCAUGGCACGUUUGGCAGCUUCCUCAUGUGCGAUGUCAGCGCCACCGCCUUUGGUUACAACGACCGCCAUGACCUGAAGGUGAUGGACGCACAGCACAUCGUACCCGAGGCCCUCUUUCAAGAGGGCAUCAGGCAACAGCACUGCGAGGUGGACGAGGACUGUCUGUAUGGGGCAGACUGCCUUACUUCCUGUGACCUCACCAAGAACCGCUGCACUCCAGAGGUCACCAGACCAAACUUAGCCAGAGCAUGCAAAGCACUGAAGGAUUAUAUACUGAAGGGGGCGCCGUCUGAUGUGCACGAGGAGCUGGAGAAGCAGCUGUAUGCCUGCAUCGCACUGAGAGGCUCCGCGGAACAGAUGGAAAUGGAACACUCGCUGAUUCUGAAUAACCUGAAGACUUUGCUGUGGAAGAAAAUCUCUCAUACAAAAGACUCCUAACUGUGAACGGACACUAAUGAAGUGUUCAUUGGCUUUGUAUCACUAACUGUUUAUUCAAAGUCUGGUCAGGAAAAGCAUACAUGAGAUCAAAUUCAACCUACAUUUGGAAGUGAUUUGAAAUGUGAAUUGUACCAAGUAUGACAGAAGUAGCAGCUAUUUGAAUGGACGUCUAUGGGGAAAAUAAGCUUUAGUGUUAUUCUGUUAUCCUGCUCACGUCUUCAUUUUUCAGUUUUUGAACGCGGACAAUGAGGAAAAAGGCGGUCCGAGCCAAGAGAGGCAGCAUCGAGGUUAGAGACAGAACAAGGUUUCAACUGUUCAUACAGGAUGCAAUAUUUAUGUAUUGUUCUUUUUUUGUUAUUGAUCUGCACAUUGUGAUUGGGCAGUACACCGGAUGCCCUCCCCGUCACAACGCUCCCAUUUAUCCAGGCUUGGGACCGGCACUAAAGCCCCAUCCACACGGAAACGUCAACAAUCUCUUUCUUUGUCGUUUUGAGAAAAAGUUUCCUAUGAAUACGACACUGCUUUCAGGAAAUGUCUCUAUCCACAUGGAAUAGAACAUAAUACCAAGCCUGUGAUGAAGACGACGUUCCACCCGUGACUGUCUCUAUAAUCACAGAGACAGAAUGAAAGAACACGAAAUAAAGACGUUAUCAACAGUGAUAUUUAUUUAAUGACCUUUAUUUACCUCUAUUUAAUGACCUUAUAAUCUAUAAGCUCAUUUAUUUAACGAUCUUAUAGACGCCCAGCAGCUUUUUUUCUCUCAGCGAGCAACAAAUCUGGAGUCACGACUUUCUGACAUAAUCCAAACCACUUUCAAUCACCAGUUCUGCCGCACGAGUACGCUUCAUCUAGGCUAUAUUCACUGAGGGCGGAGUCUCUGAGAGAAACUGUGGAUCUGUACUGUUCAAAUUAAAGUUGUGUUUGUGAAAAUAGA